Messenger RNA from Carassius gibelio (silver crucian carp), 1831 nucleotides. RefSeq lists its product as uncharacterized. The record is from RefSeq and is a predicted model, not a curated record. The coding region runs from base 269 to 1063 and encodes 264 amino acids. The transcript has 7 exons. NCBI's taxonomy places the organism in Eukaryota, Metazoa, Chordata, Actinopteri, Cypriniformes, Cyprinidae.
AGCGAUGUGCUGGACCGUAAUGAGGAAGUUGCGGAAAACAACUGAUCAUGUGUGAUGCUCAGAAUUAUCCUGAUGUGAAUUUGCAUCAGGUCAGCAUAUUUACCAGUGUCAGUCUUUUCGGUCACCGUGUAAUUUUUUUUCCUCUAAACAGUUGUUAAGACAAUAGUAAAUUAAAUCAGUUUUGCUAAAGAGUUUGCAUCCAUACUGGGAUCUCGGACAAGUUGGCCAGGAAAACGAAACUCAAGGGAAUUAGCAGACAGAAAAAAAAAUGGAGAGCAAGAAAGAGGUAGAAGUGGAGUUGGAGGAAAUUGCAACGGUUGAGGAGGAUAAGGAGAAAGAAGAUAAGAAAGAGGAGACAAAAGACUUUGCAGCAGAGAAUGUAGAAGAAGGGAACAUUUACUCCCCUCUCUCCAGUCCAUCUGAACAUGAAUAUGGUGUGCCCUCUUCAACUCGCUCUUAUACACUCUAUAAAGAUCCAUCGGAAGAUAUUUGCCGGAAGCUCCGUGUUUACCGCAUCAUUUCGCUGGUCCUUUUUGUCACCUGCGUCCUGCUGCUGAUCAUGGUCCUUGUGCUCUUUAUGAAGAUGACUGGGACGCAGCCAUGUCAGGAGGUAGAGCAGACUACCAGGUCUCUAUCAGAACAGAAAUGCAGCUUUGAGAGAUGCCAAGAGCUUUACCAACCGCCUCAACAUCUGUGCAGGGAUUGUGGCAAAGGCUGGCUGAGGUUCGAGAAUACUUGUUACUUCCUGUCUCAAAACCGCCUCCCCUGGCAACAGAGCAGGAAGGAGUGCCAAAGGAAGGGAGGAGAUCUUGCUGUCAUUACUAAUGAACGCGUUCAGAUGUAUCUGAGUAUGAAGGGGAGUUUAAACUACUGGAUUGGGCUAAAUCAUCUGGGGACAAAUGAAUGGACAUGGAUUAACAACACUGUAUUGACAGUGAGAUAUUGGGGAGAUGUUUCCUUCCCUGGACAGUGUGCCAUCCUGGCUGGAAAUGAACCACCUGAACGGAGCUGGCGCCCAUCUUCCUGCAGUUUAUACUUACAAUACAUCUGUCAAAAGAUGUAGAUGUCCUACACCCACUGAAAUCACCUACAGUAUACAUCUGGACAUCAUACCUCUCAGAACAAAUCCUCAAGAUAAUCACCUUUUCUCUUAAGAUUGCAGUUAGAAAAUUAUAGACAUUUGGUCUCAUUUGGACAUUUGGUCCAUCAACAUUAUUUUUUUUAUUACAAUUGCACCUGUUUCUAACUUUACUGAUCAUGUUUACAAAGCUUGAUUAUUUGCACUAAAUAUGUCUAACGGUCACACAAUAAUGUUUUAAAUUGCUCAUACUUUCUCUGAAAUGUCUUUCUGUAUUUUGAUUAAUUAAACUUCCACCUUUAUAUUUAACAAUAUAUAGAUGGUGCACAGUUCAAUUUUGUCUACCCAAUACAACACCUAUAUAUUUCCAUAUUAUAAAACACUAAACAAUUUAACAGGAACAAUUUAAAUAUUAGGAAUGUCAUAUCACCCAAACAUUCCUAACAUUUUUAGAAAUACUUGACAUCUGGGGAAUCCACACUUUCUUCCUUUUCAUAGUUUAAACUCUUCCGAAUUAGCAGCCAGUUUUUCAUCUGUCUACCUAGGGGUUUAGGCUUGUUUUGCACUGUUAAAUCUGUUUGCAGUAGAUCAUUUCUAGGCUCACUAUUGCCUGUAUCCUCCUCCUCCUUAGCUGGUUCUUCAUCCUUGGAGAACACAUUAAUGAAGCGUUUCAUCUUUCGCAUCGUUGAUCCGUUGCGAUCCUCCACUCUGGAAUCAUGAGAUAUUGUUAAUAAAUAAAACUAAUCAAACUGA